This is a messenger RNA of Entamoeba invadens IP1, 510 nucleotides long. RefSeq lists its product as hypothetical. The annotation marks the transcript as partial. The transcript has a single exon. NCBI's taxonomy places the organism in Eukaryota, Evosea, Mastigamoebida, Endamoebidae. The record is from RefSeq and is a predicted model, not a curated record.
AUGGAGCGUGUGAUUUUGCGUCUCCCUGCAAUGUUUUUAACACUUUUUUUAUGUACGCUUGCGGUCGAAGCCGGCAAAAAAUGUCAAAUGCUCACGGAGUAUAUAUCUGAUGGAUUCUCCAUCCCAAGUUGCGUAGGAAGUGAGGCUAAAAGUGGACUGUAUGUCACAACAAAGGCCAUAUUUUCUGAAAGUGCGGAAUGGAUGGAAGUCUUUGUAAACGAUGGCGGUGUUAUUCAAAUUCCGACAGGUAAAAGAGUCACCGUAAAUACAGAAAUGACGGUUUAUGGCAACGUCACAGUCACUGGUGAGAUGGCCAUCGCCACUUUAAUAAUUAGUAACGUGUCAAACCAUUUACACGUUUUCGAGGCGAUAAGUGUGGACAGUGUGUCAUACAGUUCUCUUUUCAAAGAGAUUGCGUUCUUGGCGAAGAAUAUCAUAAAACUUCCGAGCGAUUUAAAGAAGGUGGACUGCGGAUACACUGAUGGGUAUUACAGAGUUACAGCGAACAAC